AUCGACAAAUACGGAUUGAAAGCAUUGGCUGGGUUGAUACGAAUGGAAAACAAUAAUCAAACCAAGGUGGCGAUUGGAUUUGAUUUGAAUAAAUUGAACGAUUUAAGUGACUUGGGACCUGGUCAAAAAUUGAGUUCGAAAUUUCGUUCUCCAUGGUUGGAAACUACAAGAAGCGAUGUUAUACCAGCUUAUAAAUUGCCUAAAGAAAUCAUUGAAUUGAACCGUAAAAAAAGGUAUUUUUUGCCUCCAGUUGCGACUAGAAUGAACAAACUCAACGAGGAUACGUUGUUUUACCUAUUUUAUACCAAACCAAAGGAUGUGUUACAGGAGUUUUCUUAUAGAGAAUUACAUGGAAAAGGCUGGAGAUUUCAUAAAGAAUUAAAAGUUUUCUUAAUCAGAGACCCAACUGCAAGAGUGCUUGAGCAAACUGCGGAAGGUAUGAGAACAGUUUUUAUAUUUUUUGAUUUUCAAUCAUGGAUAAGAGUUAAGAAGGAAUUUGUUGUGUAUUAUAAUGAUCUU
Messenger RNA from Ascoidea rubescens DSM 1968, 519 nucleotides. It is a transcript of the gene CDC36, whose product is annotated as CCR4-NOT core subunit CDC36. Gene Ontology annotation, biological process: nuclear-transcribed mRNA poly(A) tail shortening; regulation of DNA-templated transcription. NCBI's taxonomy places the organism in Eukaryota, Fungi, Ascomycota, Saccharomycetes, Ascoideales, Ascoideaceae. The annotation marks the transcript as partial. Gene Ontology annotation, cellular component: CCR4-NOT core complex; P-body. The transcript has a single exon. The record is from RefSeq and is a predicted model, not a curated record.